AUGAAAACUUUAUUCGUGGAAAGGGAAGUUGUCUUUUACAUAGAAAUCAUUGGCGAUCCAAUAUUCGAUGUUUAUGAAGAUGAAGGUAAGAUUCAAGACGAAGGCAAUGAGUUUGAGGUUAAAGGGGGAGAUAUCGUUCCAGAGUUUUCGAUUAAGGUCAAAUCAAAGUUCAAGAAAUCUAUCAGGAAUAGCCUUGAGUAUGAGAAAGGAGCCAGUGACUUUGUGUGUUCUUCAUCGAGCCGUUUAGGUGUUCCAGCUGAAAUGUUCUGCCCUUGUGUUGAUUGCCGCAAUGUCUGCCAUCAGUCUAGUGAUACAGUUUUCGAGCAUCUUGUGAUUAGAGGGAUGGAUCCGAAGUACAAGAUUUGUAAAUUCUGGUCUAAACACGGAGAUAUAAGGCCUGAUAAGCCAUGUGAUAUCAACUCGUCUGAGAAUGAGGCGUAUGAGUUGUUUAGAACAACUUUCAUGGCAAGUGAAGACCAUCAGUCAGCUCAGCAGGAGAGUGCAGAGGCGUUUGCGGGUAUUGACAGACCAGAAGAAGCUGAGUUCAGAAAAAAAUUGGAGGAUGCAGAAACUCCGUUGUACUCUCAGUGUGCUAAAUACACGAAGGUUGCUGCGAUCAUGGGACUCUACAGGAUUAAGGUCCAAAGUGGGAUGUCUGAGAGCUAUUUUGAUCAGUUAUUGGCGUUAAUUCAUGACAUGCUUCCGAAGGAGAAUGUGCUACCUAAGUCUACAGAUGAGGUUAAGAAAUUUCUGAAACAGUUUGGGUUUGGGUAUGAUGUCAUCCACGCCUGCAAGAACGACUGUAUCUUGUACAGGAAGAAGUAUGAGGAUUCGGUCAGCUGUCCAAGAUGCAGUGAAUCAAGAUGGGAGAAGGAUAAGCAUACUGGUGAAGAGAAGAAAGGGAUUCCGGCUAAGGUACUUAGGUAUUUUCCGAUAAAAGACAGGUUCAGAAGAAUGUUUAGAUCAAAGCGUUUGGCGGAGGACUUGUGUUGGCAUUCCUCAAAUGCUUCUACCGAUGGAACUAUGCGACAUCCAGUGGAUUCAGUGACUUGGGGUCAGAUUAACAGCAAAUGGCCGGAGUUUGCUGCUGAAGCAAGAAACCUAAGACUAGGUAUCUCUACUGAUGGCAUGAAUCCGUUCUCCAUCCAGAACACCAAGUAUAGCACAUGGCAUGUUCUCUUAGUCAACUACAACAUGGGUCCGACUCAGUGCAUGAAAUCCGAGAACAUUAUGUUGACAAUGUUGAUACCUGGCCCAACCGCACCAAGCAACAACAUUGACGUCUAUCUCCAGCCACUGAUAGAGGACCUGAAGAGUUUGUGGACAGAAGGUAUGGCAGUGUAUGAUUCGUUUAAGAAGGAGAGUUUCAAUCUUAGAGCUAUGUUGAUGUGGAGUAUCACCGACUAUCCUGGUUUAGGUACAUUAGCUGGCUGUAAAGUGAAGGGGAAGCAAGCCUGUAAUGUCUGUGGCAAGGAUACACCGCAUAGGUGGCUAAAGUUUAGUCGCAAACACGUGUACAUGGGGAACAUGAAGCGUCUCAUGCCUAAUCAUCCUUAUAGAAGAAGGAAAAGAUGGUUUGACAACACGGUGGAGCUUGGUACUGCAAAUAGGAUUCAGAGUGGUGCUGAAAUCUGUGAUAGUCUUAGGGAUUUUAAAAACGACUUUGGGAAAAAGUUAAGUAAGAAGAGUAAGCGAAAAAGGACAACAGGAGAUGAGGAUGAUGUUGUUUCAGCUGACGAGUACGAAGAAGAUGAUGAUCUCUGGCGGUGGAAGAAAAAAAUCAAUUUUCUUUGA
This is a messenger RNA of Brassica napus (rape), 1794 nucleotides long. RefSeq lists its product as uncharacterized. Bases 1 to 1794 code for a protein of 597 amino acids. Lineage: Eukaryota; Viridiplantae; Streptophyta; Magnoliopsida; Brassicales; Brassicaceae. The record is from RefSeq and is a predicted model, not a curated record. The transcript is spliced from 4 exons.